This is a messenger RNA of Acanthoscelides obtectus, 2421 nucleotides long. NCBI's taxonomy places the organism in Eukaryota, Metazoa, Arthropoda, Insecta, Coleoptera, Chrysomelidae. The record is from the annotation of a GenBank genome assembly.
CUCUAACUAAUAAUUAUACCCUAUUGACAUCAGUUUUACUGCUACUACAAUCUUGGAUGCGUAUAAAUUAUUUAUCCUACUAUUCUUGUAUGUCAACACUCAAGUAAAAGUCGGUUUGUACAGAAGUGAUGUCGUUGAUGCUGAGAGUUGCUCAUAUAUUUUUAGUGUGUCGUGAGGUUAUUUGUGUGGCAGAAAUAUUGAAGUUAGAAAGUAUCGAUGGGCAUUAAUUUCAAUCACAGUGCGAUUGUUUUAUAAGCUCUGCUAAUAGUAUAAAUAACGAAUAUUGUGGGAAACGCAAGUCUUCAAUUCUGGUGGUGCAGUCACACUAGGUAUGGAUCGAUUAAAAAAGUGGAUGUGCGGUAAUUUAGUUUAACAUUUGAAACAACGUUACUGUAGUCCAAUCAUUUGGUAGUAAUAACUAUUGCGUUAGAUAGAGGACAUUCUCAGCAGAACUAAACCUGUUGAAAAAAUAUGAAAUAAUUAUUAACGAAAAAGUGAAGCGGUUAUUACCAACAGCAGUUACUAGUUCCGUAUUCUUCGAAAGUCAAGACAUCACAAGUACAUGUAAUAAAUGUAAAAACUUGAAAGUACAAAUAGCCAUCUUGUAAAACAACGACAUCGCUAUCAUCCAGUAGCUAUGAUGCAAUAACAACCAAUUAAUAUGACGACUAUAUUUUCAUGUAUCAAUUAUGAAUACUGACGACUCUAUUCCAAAAUACACUGUUUAACCAAAUGAAAGGGAUUUUGUUAUUAACAGAAGAUUAUGUAAUAGGAUAAUAGCAUAAGUGCUCCUGACAUCUCCAGCACACGAUUUUUAUGAUGACCUUCGAUUAAAGUUUAUAUAAAUAUAAACUUGAGCGAACUAUCAAGUUCCAUCAGUUCGCGAAAAUAUGGAUGAACAGAUCAGAGGUUGGUUGCAAGGCGUACCAGAACGGGAAGGCUUCGCCCAAUACGAAAUCAGAAGAACCGGAGCUACAGGCAAGAACGACGGGUACAUCGGCGACAUCGUUUUCGUUACUGUGUCCGGGAUGACAAAGGAUAAGCAAGAAAAACAGCUGGACUUGGUGAUCAAGGUGUCCAAAGACAACCAGUACCUGAGAGAUAAUUUCAUAAUAGUACCGGCGUUCAAACAAGAAAUACACUUUUACGACAAGGUGCUGCCAGAGUUCGAAAGCUUCCAGGAGGAGAAAGCGGUAAAACAGAUGUUCCAGUCGUUCCCGAAAUACUACAUGAGCCUUGAAUUACCUAAAAGGGAGGUUAUAGUGCUGCAAAAUGUAAAGACGCUGGGGUACGAACUACAUAAUAGAGAAAAAACUAUGAACUUUGAACAUACAAAAGCUGUACUGACAGAAUAUGGGAGACUGCACGCCAUUUCUUUCGCGUUGAGGGAUCAACGUACGGCUACGUAUGAAUCAUUAGCAGGUAAAUGCAAGGAUUUAUUUUUGGAAUUUAUGCGACUUCCAAAGUCACAGGAUGCAUUCAAUCACGAAUUCAAGAAAGUGUUGAACAUUUUGAAGGAAUUCGGAGAGGCCGACUUGUACCGCAAAUUUUCCAAAUAUCAGACAACAGGCGCCAAGACGUUUAUGGAAAUGUGCGAGAUGAUAGAACCACAGAACUGUUUUGCACACGGAGAUGGGUGGAAUAAUAAUUUUAUGUUCAAGUAUAAGGACAGCACCAAAUCUAGCCCUUCCUCGGUUUGUAUUCUGGACUGGCAGGCAUCCGUAAUCCGUACACCGGUCUAUGACCUCUCUUACUUCCUUUACUCCAGUUGCUCUCACGUCCUGGACCGAUUUGAGGAACUGCUGCAUAUCUACCACGACAGCUUCUCAAAUUUCAUCCGACAACUAGGUAGCAGCCCGGAUAUAUUCACGUUUGAGGAUUUGAAGAAACAUUGGAAGAAGUACUCGAUUUCGGGAGCAUUGUUUUUACCGUUCCUACUUAAAUUCGUACUAGCUGAAGAGCACGAUGCUCCUGAUUUCAAUGACAUGGAGCACGGACAAAGCAUUUCCGAUUUGGUUGACAUCACUUUGACAGAACAUGCCAAACGGCAGUAUUAUGAUAGGGUUAAGGCUGCGUUUCAACAUCAAAUCGAAACCUGCUCAGACUAACGGCCAAAGAUAAUAAGAACGUAUAAAAACCAGGAGUAUUAAUCGGAAUGAGCCUUGAGGGUGGAUAGAAAGAGAUGUGCAAGAAAAAACGAUAUCGGAGGUGUGAAACUGGAUUCAUCAAUCAUCGUAGCUGUUGGGGUGACGAGUUCAAACACACAUUCAUCCAGUUGCCAUUCCUAUGAAUGUAUCCAAAAUACGAUGUCUAUUAGAAAUAUAUGUUAAGGUGUUGAAAGUAAAACUUAUAAUGUGUUAUGGUAUAUUUAUUUAUAUAAUUUGGCGAGUAAAAACAUUCAUGUGGCUCUUCAGCCUCCCU